Messenger RNA from Podarcis muralis (Common wall lizard), 978 nucleotides. NCBI's taxonomy places the organism in Eukaryota, Metazoa, Chordata, Lepidosauria, Squamata, Lacertidae. The record is from RefSeq and is a predicted model, not a curated record.
GCUCAAAGCCCUGGAGCUGCUUUCUCCCGCUUCAGCCUGAUGUUGUGCAUUUAGGCCGAGGCGAUUCGUCGCUGUGGGGAACCAGCGCUUUGCUGGAUGGUGUUGAAUUUCCUGGGUGGGAGGAGAGAAGGAAGAUUCCAGCUCGGAGAGAGUUGCGCCUCCAAAUCCAGGCUGCUCUAGAUCUCUCUCUUUCUCUCUCGCACGCGCCCCGUUCCCAACCCCACGCCACAAAACAUGCGCCCUGGGGACAGCCCUAAUUCAUCUUGUAUCCUUUCCAUUGCCCAGCCUUUCGCUGCUAAUAUUUACUACCCACCACAACUGUCUGCACACCGUCAUUAUUGGACAGGUAUGCCAGGCUCCACAUUAUUUCCUGUGAACUUCCCAAGCAGCAGCCAUCUCUUGGGCAGCAUGCUCGCCGGUCCGAGCCUGGUCCCCGCCUUUAAAUUCCAGUUGCGGCGAGACGCGAUUGACUGGAGGCGGUUCAGCGCCAUCGAUGUGGAGCGGGUGGCUCGCGAGCUGGACCUUGCCACUCUGCAGGAGAACAUCAACAGCGUCACCUUUUGCAACCUCGAUGCAGAAAAGUGCCCCUACUGUCAGCAGCCAGUUGACCCUGUGCUCUUGAAGGUCUUCAAGAUGGCCCAGCUGACCAUCGAGUACCUGCUGCACUCUCAGGAGUACUUGAGCAUGAGCCUGGCCCUUCAGGAAGAGCAACACCAAGCGACCCUGGAAGACCUCAAACGCGUCAAGGAGGACUGGGAUAAGCAAGCAGAAGAGCUGAAGGGUGUCAAGGAAGAGAGCAGGAGGCGUAAAAAGAUGAUUGCCACGCAGCAAUUGCUCUUGCAAGCUGGGGCCAAUAACUACCACAAGUGCCAAUUCUGUGACAAGACCUUCAUGAACUACUCCUUUCUUCAAGCCCACAUGCUGCGCAGGCACCCAGAGGUCACUGCAGCAGGUGAGCAUAGAGGGUUAUUUCAUUAU